AUGGCAGUCAAGACACACACUUGGAUUUCUCUUUGGUUUCUCAUAACCGUUCCCGUUGUUGCCUGGGACGUGGGGUAUUGCUUUAUGCGGCCUCGUUCGAUGAAGGGUGGCGACCUUCAUUGGAUCUGGAAACCAUACGCGCUUUAUCAAGAGAUACUUUUUAAAAAGAUCUAUGGGCUGCCCGCCCUCAACUCAAAGAAUGGAUUCACGAACGCCCAAGCUUUGUUGAACGUCAUUGAAACCUUCAUGAACAUAGCAUAUCUCUACCUGGCCCAUGUGGCUGCUUGGCCGCCAGCAACCCUUAUCGGUUUUGGUGCGGCUUUGAUGACGCUCUCCAAGACGGUAUUAUAUGGGGUGCAGGAGUAUUAUUGCGGUUAUUGCGCGGUCGGGCAUAACGAUUUCAAGACGCUCUUCGUGUACUGGGUCAUCCCCAAUGGGCUCUGGAUUGUGUUUCCUAUCCUUAUCGUCGCUCAAUUGGGCAAGGACCUGGUAGAUUCGCUGAAUCUUGCGGCGAAGGCAGAAGAGAAGUUCGUAUCCAAGAAAAUCAAGUAA
Messenger RNA from Laccaria bicolor S238N-H82, 552 nucleotides. RefSeq lists its product as uncharacterized. NCBI's taxonomy places the organism in Eukaryota, Fungi, Basidiomycota, Agaricomycetes, Agaricales, Hydnangiaceae. The transcript has 6 exons. Bases 1 to 552 code for a protein of 183 amino acids. The record is from RefSeq and is a predicted model, not a curated record.